Messenger RNA from Cynocephalus volans (Philippine flying lemur), 3027 nucleotides. RefSeq lists its product as uncharacterized. Lineage: Eukaryota; Metazoa; Chordata; Mammalia; Dermoptera; Cynocephalidae. Gene Ontology annotation, molecular function: RNA-DNA hybrid ribonuclease activity; nucleic acid binding. The record is from RefSeq and is a predicted model, not a curated record. The transcript has 2 exons. Bases 509 to 2284 code for a protein of 591 amino acids.
CAAAAGGGUGCAAGACAUUCAUCCCACGGUCCCAAAUCCAUACAGCCUCCUGAGUUCCCUUCCGCCUAGUCACACUUGGUACUCAGUCCUGGAUCUCAAGGAUGCCUUUUUUUGCCUCAGACUACACCCCAACAGCCAGCCACUGUUCGCGUUCGAGUGGAGAGACCCAGAAAAAGGUAACACAGGUCAGCUGACCUGGACACGGCUGCCACAGGGGUUCAAAAACUCUCCCACUCUCUUCGACGAGGCCCUCCACCGAGAUUUAGCUCCUUUUAGGGCUCUCAACCCCCAGGUCACAUUACUCCAAUAUGUGGACGACCUCCUGGUGGCGGCUCCCACAUAUGAAGGCUGCAAAAAAGGGACACAGAAGCUCUUGCAGGAACUGAGUAAGUUGGGGUACCGGGUAUCAGCUAAAAAGGCCCAGUUAUGCCAGAAGGAGGUCACCUAUUUGGGGUACCUGCUCAAAGAGGGAAAAAGAUGGCUGACCGCGGCCCGGAAAGCUACAGUUAUGAAGAUCCCCACUCCCACAACCCCCAGGCAGGUCCGCGAAUUUCUGGGCACUGCCGGAUUCUGCAGGCUCUGGAUUCCUGGGUUUGCUUCCCUGGCUGCACCCUUGUACCCUCUGACAAGGGAAAACAUUCCUUUUACCUGGACUGAAAAGCAUCAAAAGGCUUUCGACCACAUAAAAGAAGCCUUGCUGUCUGCCCCCGCUUUGGCUCUCCCAGACCUCACCAAACCGUUUACUCUAUACGUAGAUGAAAGAGCCGGUGUGGCCCGAGGAGUGCUUACUCAGACCCUAGGACCAUGGCGACGGCCAGUAGCUUAUCUAUCAAAAAAACUGGAUCCAGUGGCCAGUGGGUGGCCAACCUGCCUAAAAGCGGUUGCUGCAGUGGCACUCCUCCUCAAAGACGCUGAUAAGUUAACCUUGGGGCAAAAUGUGACUGUGAUUGCUUCCCACAGCCUCGAAAGUAUCGUGCGGCAGCCCCCCAAUCGGUGGAUGACCAAUGCCAGAAUGACUCAUUACCAGAGUUUGCUGCUAAACGAAAGAAUAUCGUUCGCGCCCCCUGCUGUCCUGAACCCAGCUACCCUACUACCAGUCGAGUCAGAAUCCACUCCAGUACACCAGUGCUCAGAAAUCCUUGCUGAGGAAGCUGGGACUCGACGGGGCCUGAAGGACCAGCCAUUGCCCGGAGUGCCUGCCUGGUAUACAGACGGUAGCAGCUUCAUUGCGGAAGGUAAAUGGAGAGCAGGGGCCGCCAUCGUAGACGGCAAACGGACGGUGUGGGCAAGCAGCCUGCCAGAAGGGACAUCAGCCCAGAAGGCCGAGCUAAUAGCCUUAACGCAGGCAUUACGCUUAGCCGAAGGGAAAAACAUCAACAUCUACACGGACAGCAGGUAUGCUUUUGCCACUGCUCACAUUCAUGGGGCAAUAUAUAAACAGAGGGGAUUGCUCACUUCUGCUGGAAAAGACAUUAAAAAUAAACAAGAAAUUCUGGCUCUGCUAGAGGCCAUUCACCUCCCUAAGCAGGUCGCCAUUAUCCACUGCCCGGGCCACCAGAGAGGGAAUAACCCUGUGGCGGCCGGGAACCGGAGGGCUGACGAGGCUGCAAAACAAGCCGCCCUGUCGGUCAGGGUGCUAGCAGAAACUAUAAAGCUUCAAGAGCCAAUCGAGCCUGCUCAAGCUAGGACCAAGCCAAGAGAGCUCACUCCUGACCAGGGAAAAGAAUUCAUUCAGCGGUUACAUCAGCUAACACACUUAGGACCAGAAAAGCUCCUUCAACUAACGAGCCGCACCAGCCUCUCCAUCCCGAAUCUCCGGUCCACCGUUCAAGAAGUCGCCAAUCGGUGUCCGGCUUGCGCCAUGACUAAUGCGGCUACCACCUACCGAGAGACCGGAAAAAGACAACGGGGAGAUCGACCCGGCGUAUACUGGGAAGUAGACUUUACAGAGGCUUUAGAAGUUGUAAAAACCCAGAUCUGGGACCAGAUCAAGGAGGUAUACGAGCCAGGUGCCGUGGCCAUCCCUCAUCCGUUCCAGGUCGGAGACCAAGUGCUUGUUAGGCGCCAUCGGACCGGCAGCCUUGAGCCUCGGUGGAAAGGCCCGUACCUGGUGCUACUGACCACACCAACAGCGGUAAAAGUAGACGGCAUUGCAGCCCGGGUACAUGCUUCUCACCUCAAGCCUGCGCCACCCUCCGUACCAGAUGAAUCCUGGGAGCUGGAGAGGACUGAUAAUCCUCUUAAGUUGCGCAUUCGGCGGCGGCGGAGCAAGCCUACCAAGUAAUAACCCUAACCAGCCCAACACCCUCACCUGGCAGGUACUGUCCCAAACUGGAAAGGUUGUCUGGUUCAAGACAGAAGUCCACCCCCUUUGGACUUGGUGGCCCUCCCUUACCCCUGAUAUAUGUGCCCUGGCGGCGGGUCUCGAGGCUUGGGAUAUUCCAGAAAUUGAUGCACCGGCCUCUAAAAGAGUCAGGCCUCCUGACUCAAGCUAUGAAAAUGCUUAUAACCAGAUCAAAUAACUCCCCUUGGUUGACCACCCUACUGUCAACCAUCGCCGGGCCCCUAUUACUCCUCCUUCUGUUGUUCACCCUUGGGCCCUACGUCAUCAAUAGACUAGUCCAAUUCAUCAAUGAUAGGGUAAGUGCAGUUAAGAUUCUGGUCCUUAGGCAAAAAUACCAAACCUUAAAUGGCGAAGAUAACUUUUAAUUCCGCUCUAAGAUUAGAGCGAUCCACAAGAGAAAUGGGGGAAUGAAGGAAGUGCUUUUUACAAGGGUAUAGGGAAAGUACAGCCAAGAGGGCAGGUCUGAGAUAUCUGCAGUUAUGCACCUGGGCCCCAGCCCGGAGCCAAGGGCGGAUAGUUCCCAGAAAUAGACAAGUCAGUUAAAGUUUCAAGAGUGCCCCUCAGCUGUUUCAAGGACUCCCACUUGACCGAAGUUCACCCCUGGCUUGAUUUAAACUAACCAAUUACCUUGCUUCUCGCUUCUGUACCCGCGCUUUUUGCUAUAAAAAGGACCCAGGAGCUCU